Molecule: messenger RNA, 393 nt
Organism: Exophiala spinifera
Lineage: Eukaryota; Fungi; Ascomycota; Eurotiomycetes; Chaetothyriales; Herpotrichiellaceae
Product: 40S ribosomal protein S22
Exons: 2
Coding region: 1-393 (130 amino acids)
Biological process (GO): translation
Cellular component (GO): cytosolic small ribosomal subunit; ribosome
Molecular function (GO): structural constituent of ribosome
Source: RefSeq, a predicted model, not a curated record
AUGGUCAAGACCUCCGUUCUCAACGACGCUCUCAAGAGCAUCAACAAUGCCGAAAAGGCCGGCAAGCGUCAAGUUCUGAUCCGACCCAGCUCUAAGGUCAUCAUCAAGUUCUUGUCUGUCAUGCAGAAGCAUGGCUACAUCGGUGAAUUCGAGGAGGUUGACGACCACCGCAGCGGGAAGAUUGUCAUCCAGCUUAACGGCCGCCUGAACAAGACUGGUGUCAUCUCCCCUCGCUACAACGUUCAGCUCCGAGAUCUCGAGAAGUGGGUUGUCAAGCUAUUGCCAUCUCGUCAAUUCGGAUACAUCGUCCUGACCACCAGCGCCGGUAUCAUGGACCACGAAGAGGCCAGAAGAAAGCACGUCGCAGGAAAGGUUAUUGGCUUCUUUUACUAG